Messenger RNA from Cloeon dipterum, 4844 nucleotides. RefSeq names its product THO complex subunit 2-like protein (gene tho2). Gene Ontology annotation, cellular component: THO complex part of transcription export complex. The coding region runs from base 191 to 4507 and encodes 1438 amino acids. Gene Ontology annotation, molecular function: mRNA binding. Gene Ontology annotation, biological process: mRNA export from nucleus; mRNA processing. The record is from RefSeq and is a predicted model, not a curated record. Lineage: Eukaryota; Metazoa; Arthropoda; Insecta; Ephemeroptera; Baetidae. The transcript has 22 exons.
CGGUCAUGUGUUUUGUUUACGCUUAAAACGCUAGAAUCACCCGCAUUGUUCUUCGUUCCGUUGGAAAUCACCUAUUUUCGUCACACUUGAUUACUCCAUUUGUAGAUCUGAGAGAUAUUUCGUUGGAUUCUGCGACAACUUCUCGAGAAAAUCGGGAGGAGUGCGCCGGCAACCCCUCGGCCGGUACAGAAUGGCGUUGUUAUUGAGUGAGGAAGUUUUGAAGAAAUGGGACCGCUCCGGCCGCACAGACUUCAUUAGCGAGGCCAAAACGGUGUUGUCGGAGGAAACGGACGAAAACCUCAAUCAAUUCGGCAAAGCAAUAUGGGAGCUAAUAUCUCGUGGCUUGGACGGCACGCUGAGGCGAGAAUCGAUUGUGUCCACCAUCGGGGAGAUCGUGGCAUCGAACAUCGCCGCAGCUGGCGUCAUUGCUGAUAUUUUGAAUGUGGUCGACAUCGAAACCGCCUGUGAAGGAGACUCGUCGAAAAGAGACAAGUUCUGCUCGAUAACGAGGGACGUCGAACAGCAUUUGAACGAAAAACUGCUGAAAGAGCGGCUGGAAAUCGACACUCUGCAGGAUGUGGGCACUGUCCGGAAUAAAUCGUUUUACACCAAAUUCAUCAAAGUCAAAACGAAAUUAUAUUACAAGCAAAGAAAAUUCAACCUGCUACGCGAAGAGAGUGAAGGCUACGCCAAACUGAUCACAGAGCUGAGCCAGGAAAUCACGGACGAGGUCACCCCAGAGUACAUCCUCGAGGUGAUCAAAUCACUAAUUGGCUGCUUCAACCUGGACCCGAACCGAGUUCUCGACGUCAUCCUCGAGACGUUUGAGUGCCGACCGCAGCACGAUGAGUUUUUCGUUCCGCUCAUCCGCUCGUACAUGGGCGACAGGAAGCUUUUGAGUGAGGUGCUUGGCUACAAAUUCACGCUGUACCAUAAGGGGAUGAAAGAGGCGGCCAAGCCAGACAGCGAGCCGGUCUGCACGCCCACCUCGCUCUACACGGUCACCGCCCUGAUGCUCAAACACGACGUUGUCAGUCUCGACGACAUCUACGGAUGGCUUUUGCCUGAGGACAAGCACAUCUGUACUACCUGGGAAAAAGAAAUGGCUGAUGCUAAGGAGUUUGUUCGCAAGCUGAAUAUUAUCUCAACAAAAGACAAAGAGGAAACGACGGAGGAGCCAGAACCUCCAAAACAAACUGUAAACGUAAAUCAAAAGUUUGGUCUGUGCGAGGCAUUGUGCCGUGUCGGAGCGUGGACGCAUGUACAGAAAAUGUUUGAGCGCAUCCCGGAAACAUGUCUCAUGUCCCAAGCGUGCGUGGCGUCGGCCCUCUGCGAGCUUUUGCACCUCCUGAUUGAACCAGUCUACAGAAAUAAUCUCGGAACAUUGAAUGGCGUUGUGAAGAUGUCAUCAAAUGCACUGAAAAACCUUCCGUCGUCACCAAAACCUGCGCAGACCUUUGCCGACCUGAAGGAAAUGGUCAUGCCAAUGCUGCUCUCGUUAGGACCGUCCCUGCACCUUGAUCCAGUCCUCUUGUGCAAAGUCAUCCGUGUCUUGAAAGCGUCUCUCACUACGGGAAAGAAGGAAAACAUGCAAUCGAAAGCCAUGUACUUUGACAUCAUCACCAUUCUGGAUGAGGUUCUGCUACCCUCCCUUUCCUACCUGGAAUCAAACUGCAGCAUUGCUGAGGAAAUCUGGAGUCUACUGAAACUGUUCCCGUAUCAGCAGCGUUAUUGCUUGUACAUCAGGUGGAAAAACGAGUCGCAUUCCAAGCAUCCAGCCCUGAUGAUGAAACGCGGAGACGCUCUUAAGAAGAUAAAAAACAUCAUGAAAAGAGUUAGCAAGGAAAACGUGAAACCGGUCGGCAGGUCCAUAGGAAAGUUGACCCACAGUUCACCAGGAUUUUUAUUUGACUAUGUUGUGACUCAAAUUCAAGUGUACGACAACUUGAUCAAUCCUGUUGUGGACUCACUAAAGUACUUAACAAGUCUUUCUUACGACGUGCUCGGCUGUUGCCUGGUGGAAGCUUUAUCGCAAGCUGACAAGAAACGCUUCAAGCACGACGGCACCAGCAUUUCGCUAUGGCUGCAGAGCUUAGCUAGCUUCUGCGGCGCCGUUUUCAAGAAGUACCCCAUUGACCUUGCUGGACUGCUGCAAUACGUCGCAAACCAACUACUGGCACAAAAGAGCUUGGACCUGUUGAUUGUGAAAGAAAUCGUUCACAAAAUGGCUGGAGUGGAGGCCGCUGAGGAGCUGACUUCAGACCAACUGGAAGCCACAUGCGGUGGAGAGCUUCUGAGAGGCGAAGCCAGCAACUACGUGGUGACCAAGAACACAAAGAAAUCGUCCAACCGGCUGAAAGAGUCGCUCACGGAACACAACCUGGCUGUUCCCUUGUGCCUGUUGAUGGCUCAACAGCGAUACUGUGUUGUUUACAAAGAAACGGAACAAAGCCAUUUGAAACUUGUGGGAAAGCUCUUUGAUCAGUGUCAAGACACUCUAGUGCAAUAUGGAACAUUCCUAGCGUCAAGCUUGAACAUUGAAGAGUACAACUCGAGACUGCCUCCAAUCAGCAAUUUGCUGUCAAAAUACUACAUUCACUCGGACGUUGCAUUUUUCCUGGCCAGACCAAUGUUCAAUCACGCAAUUAACAACCAAGUAGACAUCUUGAGAAAGGGUCGGUCCAGCCAGAAGAGCUUGACUGUGGCCGAGAAGCACGAACUGUACAUCGAGGCGUGCGAGCUUAUUUUGAAUCCGGUCGUGGAUUCAGUGAAGCCGCUGCACCCUCCCAAGGUGUGGGAGGACAUCUCGCCCAACUUCAUCGUCACCUUCUGGUCUCUCACUUCCUAUGAUCUCUACGUGCCAGCUGAAGCGUACCAGCGCGAGGUGGACAAACUCAAACAGCAGGCGCACCAGCAGUCGGACAGUAAGGACGGCAGCUCAACCAAGAACAAACGCGAGCAGGAGAAGACGCUCGCGAUGGUCGAGCGCCUUCAGGAAGAGUGGAAGAAGCACAACGAGCACGUCGAUAAGGUCAUGGCUAGGCUCAAGAAAGAAAAAGAUACGUGGUUCUUGUCUCGCUCAGCGAAAUCGGCUAAGAACGAGACGAUUACGCAGUUCCUGCAGCUAUGUGUGUUCCCGCGCUGCACGUUCACAGCUCCAGAUGCCCUGUACUGUGCCAAGUUUGUGGAGGUCAUUCACAGCCUCAAGGCCACAAAUUUCACGACGCUCCUUUGCUACGAUAGAAUCUUUUGUGAUAUUACCUACAUGGUGACGUCGUGCACAGAAAACGAAGCCAAUCGGCUGGGCCGGUUUCUAUGCGCGAUGCUGGACACCGUGACGCGCUGGCACAAGAGCAAAGAAACCUACGACGAUGAAUGCGCCAAUUUCCCUGGGUUUGUUACCAAGUUCAAAGUAAGUAAUCAGUUUUCCGACGCCAACGACCACGUUGGAUACGAAAACUACCGCCACGUGUGCCACAAAUGGCAUUACAAGAUCACCAAGGCGCUGGUCGUUUGCCUCGACUCGAAGGAUUACGUGCAGAUCCGCAAUUCACUCAUCAUCCUCAUCAAAAUCCUCCCGCACUUCCCGGUCCUAGUCAAACUGUACCACAUAAUUGACGCCAGAAUCGAGAAGGUGAGGAGUGAGGAGAAGGACAAGCGACAGGAUCUUUACAUCCUAGCUACGUCGUACAGUGGUCAAUUGAAGGCCAGGAGCUCCAAGAUGAUCCACGAGAAGGACUUUCAUCUUGUGUCCGAAAAGAGAGCGGGUGAAACAGCAAAAAGCGAAGCUAACGCGAGCGAAAGCGCCAGCAAGAAAUCCGAAGCCAACGGCACUUCCAGUGACAGCAAAAAGCUGAUUGUGGUGACUACUCAAGUUGGGUCCAAGAGCUCCCGAAAGGUGGAGGCGACAAGUAGUAGGGAAAGUCAGAAGAAGGAGGAGAAAAAGGACGACGGAGACCGAAGGACGAAAGAACGCAGGGAGUCACCAACCAGCAACAAAUGGGAGCGAGACAGAUACGAUGAGGGAAGUAGCCGCCAUAGAGACAAUGCUGACGCCGAAGUGAGCAGUUUAUCAAAUAGCAGUCCUACAGCCUCUAGGCUCAGCCAAGAGCCAGACCCAGACGUAAAGAGGCGCAAAAUCGAAGCUCCCUCCAAGAGGUCGGAAGCCGACGACAAGGCUGACAAAAAAGAUAAAUCCAAAGCCAAGAGCAGUCGCGAAGAAGAAAAAGACUCCCGGAAGGAGCGAAAAACCGGAAGAAAGAGGGAACGAGGCGAAGAAGGCGCGUCAACGUCGGACUCUACCAAACGCAGGAAGGAUGAGGAGAGGAAAGCCCAAAACGGAGACCAGGACCCGAGGCUUAGGUUCAGCAGGGAGCGGUCGCCCUACAGCAGAGAGCGUUCUUACGACGAGCGAGACAAACAAUAUCCUUUUCAUCAACGUCAAAUUAUAUAUAUUUUUUUAAUUAAAUAUUUAACAUGUCAUAUAGAUUUUUCGAUAAUUCCUUAACAGAAUAUUCACCAGACGCACAACUGAGAGCAAAAGCAGAAGAUGAUGGCCGUCUGAAGAAGCUUUUGUAGAUGUCACUAGGCGGAAUCAGUUGGAUGUCUUCUUUUAAAUAUUAAUUGUAUCUUUCGUUUUGAAUUAAAUCAAGGAGAGAGUAUUUCAUCAAAUCUCUUGAUAAAACUAAUUGUUUUCAAUUUUGAGACAAUUUUCCUGAUACAGUUAAAUAAUGCUUAUCAAAAAGGGAAAAGCUAUUUCUUUAAGGAUUUUGUGAAAUAUAAUUUUCAAUCGUUAAAUGAGAUGAAAUUUCAAACUUAAAUAAACAAAAGAUUUUUGAAAGUUA